Pseudophryne corroboree (corroboree frog) is the source of this 3015-nucleotide messenger RNA. Its product is annotated as zinc finger MYM-type protein 1-like. The transcript has 4 exons. Gene Ontology annotation, molecular function: protein dimerization activity. Bases 271 to 2787 code for a protein of 838 amino acids. Lineage: Eukaryota; Metazoa; Chordata; Amphibia; Anura; Myobatrachidae. The record is from RefSeq and is a predicted model, not a curated record.
AUAUCUGGCACUGUGGGAGAAUAUCUGGCACUGGGUGCAUAUACCUGGCACUGUGGGGGAAUAUCUGGCACUGGGAGCAUAUGUGGCACUGGGAGCACGGCCCUAGCAACAAGCACUACCCACUAGCAACGAGCAUGACACCCAGUGCAUGAAACCCCUGGCAACGAGCAUGACAUCCUGGCACCGUGCAUGGAACCAAGUGCAUGAAACCCCUGGCAACAAGCAGGUACCCCAUUGCAGAGAAUCCACCGUAUACAUUAGGUUGCAAAGAUGUCAAAGAAACCAUCGGGAGCAGAGUACCGGAAGAAGGCAAAGGAAAGAGAACAAGCAGCACAACGAUCAUCGUCCUUGAUGUCAUCAUGGCUGAGUGACAAAAGCUCCAACAAAGGUGAAAUGGAAAAGAGCUGUGAUUUGGAGGCAGAUAAGACACAAGAGAAGAUUAGGGAUCAGCAGGAAGAUAUUUCAAGCAGUACCAUUUCUACAGACAUUCACAACCAGGACACCAUUUCUGGAACCUCGGCAGGCACACAAGGUGUUAGUUGCAUGGAUUUUGCUUUUGAUUUCAAUGACCCAGGUACAUGGCCAAGUAGAAUUUCUGAUCCUGAGAGAUGUUUCAUCACAAGAAUGAGAGCAGGGACCCAACAUAAUCCUGAUCUAAGCAGAAGCUUGAGAGAUGGAAGACAUCUCACAAAGGAGUGGUUUUUCAAACAACUACCAAAUGGUCAAAAAGUAAACAGAUCAUGGCUAGGUUAUAGCCAAACAAAAAAUGCUUUGUUCUGCAUUCCAUGUAGGCUAUUUUCACAAGCUUCAUCAGAGACAACACUGCCCUAUUUGGCUAAAGAGGAAGGUUUAACUCAGUGGCGAAAGCUCAGUGACAAAAUCCCAGACCACGAGAACUCCCUACAUCACAAAUCACGUUUUUGUAAUUGGAAAACUCUUGAAACCUCCCUCGGAAUUGGUGGUAUAGACAGAGAACUGCAACUCCAGAUAGCGAAGGAAGAAAAACAUUGGCGAGUAGUCUUGCAUUGUAUUAUAGAUGCUAUUAUGUUCUUGGCCAAGCAGGGGAGUCCCUUGAGAGGAUCUCAAAAAAGUAGUGAUUUUGGGAAUCCCAACAGUGGCAAAUUUCUAAACACCAUAGACCUUAUAUCACACUACCACGCUCCUUUGCGUGAACACAUAGAACGGCACAAGAAAGGCCAAGUGACCUACUUUUCUUCAGCGAUUCAAGAUGAAUUCCUUAAAAUAAUUGCAGGAAAAGUAAGACAAGAUAUACUGAAUGAAAUAAAAGAAGCUAGAUAUUUUGCGCUCAUGUUUGAUUGCACUCCAGAUGUGAGCAAACUUGAACAAAUGACAGAGGUAAUUAGAUAUGUCAAAGUAAGUGAAAAUGGCCCAGAAAUUGUAGAAAGUUUUAUUGACUUUUUUGUAGUUUCUGACAAGACAGGCCUUGGUCUGAGUGAAGAAAUCCUCAAGAAAGUCCAAAAUGAUGGUUUAGACAUGAAGUUUUGCAGAGGUCAGUCAUAUGAUAAUGGAGCAAAUAUGGCUGGAGUUUAUAAAGGCGUCCAGGCAAGAAUACUCCAAGAAAACGAAUUGGCAUAUUUUGUGCCUUGUGCGGCACACUCACUAAAUUUAGUAGGAGUACAUGCUGCUGAUAUAUCUCCUGAAGCACAGACCUUCUUUGGGACACUUCACUCUCUCUAUCUGUACUUUGCAGCAUCAACUUCAAGAUGGGAAAUUUUGAAGAAACAUGUCCCAACCUCACUAAGAUCACAAAGUAAGACGAGAUGGUCAGCGAAGAUGGAAGCUGUUGAGGCAGUAUACAAACAUUUAGAUAAAGUUAUGAAGGCCCUGGAAGAAUUGGGGACCAACCCUCUGUCUUCUCCAGAAACUAAGUCAGAGGCAAACUCUCUGUUAAAACACAUAAGCAAGUUUGAAUUUAUCAUCAUCACUUGUUUCUGGUAUGGAAUCCUAAGAAAGAUUGACCGUGUGAGUCAGUAUCUACAGAGAGAUGAUGUAACAGUUGACAAGGCAGUAAGAAAUAUACGUGGGCUGAUAAACCUGAUUCAGUCAGCAAGAGAGAGUGCUGUGCCCGAAGCUAUAACUGAGGCUAAAGAUAUAGCACACACUAACAAUCUUACAACUGAUUUUAAAGAAACAAGAAGUAGAAAGAAAAAGAGGAUGUUUGAUGAAAGUGAAACUCCUGGUGAUGAUGCAUCUAACAUCUCACAGGAAAAAUUGUUUAGGAUCUCACUAUUGGAAAUUAUUGAUCGAAUAAUAAGUGAACUUAAUAAGAGAUUUCUAGCACUAGAAAAAAUCAAUGAAAAAUUUGGAUUCCUACAUGGAAUGGAACUACAGAAAUCAGAAACAAAGCAUCUGAAAACACAAGCAAAGGAACUGGCACAAAUUUACAAGGAAGAUAUAAAUGAAGAAGAGUUCCUCCAUGAAAUCGAGAGUUUUAAAUUUCAUGCAUUGGAAGUCGACGAAAAGAUGAAAUCAUCCCCUCCAGCGACCAUCUUGACCCUUAUCUACAAACAUAGGCUUGAAGAGGCAUAUCCUAAUAUCACUACAGCACUUCAAAUUUUUCUAACACUUCCAGUCUCUGUCGCCUCCAGGGAAAGAAGUUUUAGUAAAUUAAAACUUAUUAAAACCUACCUAAGGAAUACCAUGGGUCAGGAAAGGCUGACAAACCUCAGCAUAAUUUCAAUUGAACACAAGAGAGCCUCCACUCUAUGCUAUGAAGACAUUAUAAAAAUAUUUGCUGCUAAAAAAGCUAGGAGAGUACAGCUUUAAUUGAUUUUUGUGUGCAUCUGUGUUUUAUAUUGUAACCAGUAGUGGCUGAAUGUAUGUUUACUUCUGCUAAGCAGUUCCCCCUGCACUAUAUGGUCGGCACUGCAAGCGCCACUGAUUAUAAAUAUUAUGUUAUUUCAAUAAUUGUAAUUUGAAUAAAACAAUUUGGAUAUUUGAUGGUGUUAUUUAAGAAACCUAACUCAAUAUUUUUAAGGGAUGGAUAUUACAUUU